Salmo salar (Atlantic salmon) is the source of this 7026-nucleotide messenger RNA. RefSeq names its product regulator of nonsense transcripts 1. The record is from RefSeq and is a predicted model, not a curated record. Gene Ontology annotation, cellular component: cytoplasm. Gene Ontology annotation, molecular function: RNA binding; zinc ion binding; ATP binding. Gene Ontology annotation, biological process: nuclear-transcribed mRNA catabolic process, nonsense-mediated decay. NCBI's taxonomy places the organism in Eukaryota, Metazoa, Chordata, Actinopteri, Salmoniformes, Salmonidae.
CAUUUUGUGCUGUGUGCAAGGUGUUACGUCAUUACUUCGAGUGGGAGUUGAGGCUCACGAGACGGUGUGUUCUCAGUUUAUUCAUGUGCUUAGGUUUUUCGAUAUUUGUUUAAGUUUAAUUUUGGCAGGGAUAUCUACACUUUGCUUAGUUAGCGAUUGAAUUGAAAAUAGAAUUCUGAAAUAUCACUGUUGGGGGAGAAAAUGAGUGUUGAGGCGUACGGGCCGAGCUCGCAGACUCUCACGUUCCUGGACACUGAGGAAGCGGAGUUGCUUGGAGCAGAUACCCAGGGUUCGGAGUAUGAGUUCACGGAUUUUACCCUGCCGAGCCAGACUCAAACAGGCCAAACGCAGAGUCAGUUGGAAAAUCAGGUGAAUGGGCCUGAUGGAGUUCUGCAGAAUGGGGAUGACCCUGUUGUGAAAGCAAGUCAACUUCUUGCAGAGUUGAACUUUGAAGAAGACGAGGAAGACAGCUAUUAUACUAAAGACCUCCCAGUCCAUGCAUGCAGUUACUGUGGCAUUCACGAUCCUGCUUGCGUGGUGUAUUGCAACACCAGCAAGAAGUGGUUUUGCAAUGGACGUGGCAAUACAUCUGGCAGCCACAUUGUGAACCACCUGGUCAGAGCCAAGUCCAAGGAGGUGACUCUGCACAAGGAUGGUCCUUUGGGGGAGACGGUGCUGGAGUGCUACAACUGUGGCUGUCGCAACGUCUUCCUCCUGGGGUUCAUCCCUGCCAAGGCAGACUCUGUGGUGGUACUGCUUUGCAGGCAGCCAUGUGCCAGUCAGAGCAGUCUGAAAGACAUCAACUGGGACAGCUCCCAGUGGCAGCCGCUGAUCCAGGACCGCUGCUUCCUGUCCUGGCUGGUUAAGAUCCCCUCUGAGCAGGAGCAGCUCCGGGCCCGCCAGAUAACCGCCCAGCAGAUAAACAAGCUUGAGGAGCUCUGGAAGGAAAACCCCACAGCCACUCUGGAGGACCUGGAGAAGCCCGGCGUGGACGAGGAGCCUCAGCACGUGUUGCUGCGCUACGAGGAUGCCUACCAGUACCAGAACAUCUUUGGCCCCCUGGUCAAACUGGAGGCUGACUAUGAUAAGAAACUCAAAGAGUCCCAGACCCAAGACAAUAUUACUGUCAGGUGGGACUUGGGACUCAAUAAAAAGCGGAUUGCUUAUUUCAGCCUUCCCAAGACGGACUCAGGUGACAUGCGCCUGAUGCAGGGAGAUGAGAUUUGCCUGAGGUACAAGGGAGACCUUGCCCCACUCUGGAAAGGCAUUGGACAUGUCAUCAAAGUCCCAGACAACUAUGGCGAUGAGAUAGCCAUUGAGCUGAGGAGCAGUGCUGGGGCUCCCGUGGAAGUACCACACAACUUCCAGGUUGACUUUGUGUGGAAGUCCACCUCCUUUGACCGGAUGCAGAGUGCCCUGAAGACCUUUGCCGUGGACGAGACCUCUGUGUCCGGGUACAUCUACCACAAGCUGCUGGGUCACGAGGUGGAGGAUGUGGUCAUCAAGUGUCAGCUGCCCAAACGCUUCACCGCCCAGGGCCUGCCUGACCUCAACCACUCACAGGUAUAUGCUGUGAAGACUGUGCUGCAGCGUCCUCUCAGUCUCAUCCAGGGACCCCCUGGCACGGGGAAAACGGUCACCUCUGCCACUGUAGUGUACCACCUGGCCAGACAGGGCAACGGGCCUGUGCUGGUGUGUGCUCCCAGUAACAUUGCGGUGGACCAGCUGACUGAGAAGAUCCACAUGUCAGGUCUGAAGGUGGUGAGGCUGUCUGCCAAGAGCAGAGAGGCCAUCGACUCCCCUGUGUCCUUCCUGGCUCUGCACAACCAGAUCCGCAACAUGGACAGUAUACCAGAGCUUCAGAAGCUCCAGCAGCUGAAGGACGAGACUGGGGAGCUGUCCUCCUCGGAUGAGAAGCGCUACAGGGCCCUGAAGCGCACCGCCGAGAGGGAACUACUUAUGAAUGCUGAUGUGAUCUGCUGUACCUGUGUGGGGGCAGGAGAUCCCCGCCUGGCCAAGAUGCAGUUCCGCUCCAUCCUCAUUGAUGAGAGCACCCAGGCCACUGAGCCAGAGUGUAUGGUGCCUGUCAUACUGGGGGCCAAGCAGCUGAUCCUGGUAGGAGACCACUGUCAGCUGGGUCCAGUAGUGAUGUGUAAGAAGGCAGCCAAGGCGGGCCUGUCCCAGUCCCUGUUUGAGCGUCUGGUGGUGCUGGGCAUCAGGCCCAUCCGUCUGCAGGUGCAGUACCGUAUGCACCCGGCCCUCAGCGCUUUCCCCUCCAACAUCUUCUACGAGGGCUCCCUGCAGAACGGAGUCACCGCAGCUGACCGCAUCAAGAAAGGCUUUGACUUCCAGUGGCCGCAACCAGACAAGCCCAUGUUCUUCUACGUGACCCUGGGCCAGGAAGAAAUUGCAAGCUCUGGAACCUCCUAUCUUAACAGGACUGAGGCUUCCAAUGUGGAGAAGAUCACCACGAGGCUGCUAAAGGCUGGGGCCAAGCCUGACCAGAUAGGCAUCAUCACCCCCUACGAGGGCCAGAGGUCCUACCUGGUGCAGUACAUGCAGUUCAGUGGCUCCCUCCACACCAAGCUCUACCAGGAGGUGGAGAUAGCCAGCGUUGAUGCGUUCCAGGGCAGAGAAAAGGACUUCAUCAUCCUGUCCUGUGUCAGAGCCAACGAGCACCAGGGCAUUGGCUUCCUCAACGACCCACGCCGUCUCAACGUGGCUCUCACCAGGGCCAGGUAUGGGGUUAUCAUCGUGGGCAACCCCAAGGCCCUGUCCAAGCAGCCUCUGUGGAACCACCUGCUCAACUACUACAAGGAGCAGAAGGUUCUGGUGGAGGGACCCCUCAACAACCUGAGGGAGAGCCUCAUGCAGUUCAGCAAGCCUCGCAAGCUGGUCAACGCCAUCAACCCUGGGGGCCGUUUCAUGAGCACAGCCAUGUAUGAUGCAAGGGAGGCUCUUAUUCCUGGAUCUGUGUAUGACCGCAGCAGCACUGGGCGUUCAUCCAACAUGUACUUCCAGACCCACGACCAGAUCGGCAUGAUUGGCCCGGGCCCCAUGGCCUCCAUGAACAUCCCCUUCAACCUGGUUAUGCCCCCCAUGCCGCCGCCAGGCUACCUGGGCCAGGUCCACUGCCCCCCAGCAGGCCGUGGUGGAGGUAUGAAGGGUAAGGCGGGUGCUGGAGGGGCGCGAGGUGGGCGCCAGAGGAGCCGUGGCAUGGGGAACCACGGCGGGGGCAGCGGGCAGCACGGCCUCAUGAGUGGCAGCCAGGCCAGCCAGGAUCUGGGCUCCCAGCCCUUCUCCCAGGGACCCCUCACCCAGGGCUACAUCACCAUGAGCCAGCCCUCCCAGAUGAGCCAGCCUGGCCUCUCCCAGCCUGAACUCUCUCAGGACAGCUACCUUGGCGAUGAGUUCAAGUCCCAGAUUGACGUGGCCCUCUCCCAAGACUCCACCUACCAAGGGGAAAGAGCCUAUCAACAUGGUGUGACUGGACUGUCCCAGUACUAGAGUGUUGUGGGAAAAGGAGCUAGGCCUGUGCUGAGCUUAGUUCGUCGCCAUUUUAAUCUGGGUAAUAUCAAAAAAAGAACAUAUGGAUACCCGUUUUACACUGCUACAACUGAAGCACCACUGUGUGAAAGCAACAGGAGAGAGAGACCGAGAGAAACCAACCAAUCACAAGAGUGAAAGCAAAAUGGGGGUAGAGCUGGACAGGACAAGAGCGAGGAGGAGGGAGAGAGAAGGCGCUGCUCGCACACGGAGAAAAGGAGAAGCCGCAUACGUUGGGGUAGCAGCGUCGGAGCGACGAGCCCUUUGAUGAUGAGUCGAGGGGUGAAAGGUCAUGGAUCCUCAAUGGGGUCACAGGAGUCACAUCCCUGCCACCUCUUCUCCCCCAGGGACCACGAGUUAGUUGGCUGAGGACAUUGUUCUCGGAGCAGAGAGACUGAGAAGAGUUCUCACACAACCCUCCAACCUCUACAAAACCGUCUCCUGCCAGCUAGAGAGGGGAAAAAGGGGACGAAACUCUUGAAGCAGUCAGUCGAUUUGGGAAAAUUUCUAACGUCAAAGUUGAUCCGUGCUCAUGCUCUGCAUUUGAACAUGUUUGAGCGAGAGGAGAGAGGUUUUGGGUAGACCAAGAAUGGUCUUGUUGAACGUCUCAAACGGAAUCAAAUGGUGCAGGAGUCGGAAGAAUACUGACCAUUCAUCUUUUUCAACUUUGAGUUGGAAAGUUUUCUACAUGAGGUCUGUUGUUGCAGAGGUUUUGAAAGCUGGUGAAUUUCACUGGCUUUCCGCUCUGGUCUUUCUGAAGGAUAAGUGGUGGAAUGGCUCUUGAAACAAUUAAAGGAAACAUUAUUGUCUCGAGAUCUGAAGUGGUGGACUUGAAAGAUCUGUAGUUUGCGAGACAGGUUUUAGUUUUUUUCUUAAGUCUAUCUGUAGUACAAAAAGGAGAGUAAAAAGAAUUCCAUAACCAACUUAUUGUAAUCGAAAAAGCAGUCAUCACUUGCUCUUUAAAAUGACCUCCAAAUUAUUACUUUAAAAUGAGUCACAGCUCCACAGACAUGAAAUGCCACAAAGAAAGCACGUGUAGAAUGCACAUAUAAUUUGCAUGGCUACAUGGCUAAUUCAUUAAUCCACAUUAAGCAGGGAGGUUAUACCUAGAGACCCAGGUUUAAACAUGAAAUGAUGUAUUAAAUCAUGUUUUACUUUGUUGGUCAACUACUCAUAAGAGGUGUUGCAUGGGAACAAGAAUUUAUGUUCAGAGAGGUUAUAGUAAUGAAGGUUGUGAAUACUACUGGGAUAAGACUCAGUAGUAUUCACAAGUGGAAGUCUGGACCUGACUACCAAGGAAGGUUAGAAGCCUCUGGCACCUGCUAAAUGUAGGUAUUCAGUACUGGCUAUCAUUGGCCCAUGUGAAAAUGAUAACUGAAUGAAGGUUAUAUGAACUUACUUAAAAAAAUAUAUAUAUAUAAAUAAUUAUUUAAUUUCUGGCCAUACCUUGGCAAGUUUCUUGACCGAAGGGAGGCAUUUCUGUCAGUAUGUGGCAGAGGAUGAGAAUAAAUAUUUGUAUAUUGGUGUUGUAGGUACUUUUAUAUUUAGUGCCCAUGAAAGGGUAUGGUGUAGAUUUGUGUAGCCUGCACCACAGAUCUAGUCUCAAACCUGACCCUAGGCAAACCAGUGGGUGCGUUCCUCUGCCCGUUGCUGAUGCAGGCCAGAUCGUACAACGUCUGGAUAGAUAUUUUACAUAUCAACUAUCAAAAUUAUAUUUAUAGCAAUCUGGUCCCUGACCACACAGUCGAGGACAUGCCAUUGUAACCAAUGGUUGAUGCAUGCAAUGUCUGAGCAGGGGAACGCGACCAGUGACUAGGGUCUGCUUUCAAUGCUCGUGUUCCCCUGGUCAGACAUUGCACGUAUCAAUCAGUGGUUGCGUGCCCUGUCAUCGACUGUGUCAGCAACGCCUGGGCACAGGAACGCACCCAAUGAUGGACCCCUUUGGCAUAGAGGAACUGUCACUACCUACACUAUAUUUACAGCAGUAUGUGGACACCGAUGAGUGGAUUCGGCUAUUUCAGCCCCAUCUGUUACUGAUAGGUAUAUAAAAUCGAGUACACUGCCAUGCAAUCUCCACAGACAAACAUUGGCAAUAGAAAGGCCUUACUGAAGAGCUAAGUGAUUUUCAAUGUGGCACUGUCGUAGGAUGCCACCUUUCCAACAAGUCAGUUUGUAAAAUUUCUGCCCUGCUAGAGCUUCCCCUGUCAACUGUAAAUGCUGUUAUUGUGAAGUGGAAACAUCUAGGAGCAACAACGGCACAGCCGCAAAGUGGUAGGCCACACAAGCUAACAGAACGGGACCACUGAGUGCUGAAGGGCGUAGCUUGUGAAAUUAGUCUGUCCUCGGUUGCAACACUCACUACUGAGUUCCAAACUGCCUCUGGAAGCAACAUCAGCACAAGAACUGUUUGUCGGGAGCUUAAUGGCCGAGCAACCGCUCACAAGCCUAAGAUGGCCAUGCGCAAUGUCAAGCGUUAGCUGGAAUGGUGUAAAGCUCGCCGUCAUUGGACUCUGGAGCAGUGGAAAUGUAUUCUCUGGAAUGAUGAAUCACGCUUCACCGUCUGGCAGUCCGACGGAAGAAUCUGGGUUUGGCAGAUGCCAGGAGAAAGCUACCUGCCCCAAUGGAUAGUGCCAACAGUAAAGUUUGGUGGAGGAGGAAUAAUGAUCUGGGGCUGUUUUUCAUGGUUUUGACUAGGCCCCCUAGUUCCAGUGAAGGGAAAUCUUAAUGUUAAGGCAUGCAAUGACAUUCUAGAUGAUUCUGGACUUCCAACUUCGUGGCAACAGCAUGACAAUGCCCAUGUGCACAAAACGAGGUCCAUUCAGAAAUAGUUUGUUGAUCAGUGUGGAAGAACUUGACUGGCCUGCACAGAGCCCUGACCUCAACCCCAUCGAACACCUUUGGGAUGAAUUGGAACGCCAACUGCGAGCCAGGCCUAAAUGGCAACAUCAGUGCCGGACCUCACUAAUGCUCUUGUGCCUGAAUGGAAGCAAGUCACCGCAGGAAUGUUCCAAGGAAACCUUUCCAGAAGAGAGGAGGCUGUUAUAGCAGCAAAGGGGGGGACCAACUCCAUAUUAAUGCCCAUGAUUUUGGAAUGAUGAGCAGGUGUCCACAUACUUUUGGUCAUGUUGUGUAAGGAGAAAAAUGUAUUUUCCCGGGGACUCUCCCAACAAACAAUGAGGCAGACAUGCCAGAAUGUUGCGAUUCUAAACCAAAGUUUGUAGGCAAAACCUUUGCAGUGGUUUUAUUGAAGGUAGUUUAUGCAAACUACACUUGCUAAAUGCACUCAUUAAAAAUAACUUCUGUGAUCUCUAGCUACUAUUUUGUAUUUUAUUUAAGCGGAUAAAGUAGUGACGUAGUUCCAUUAUGCCAAGAGAACAUACUUUAAACCAGACCUUAGUCACUGUGUUGCCUAGGGUCGGGUUUUCGAGCCUACCACAUCCCCCCCUUUGGAAAAAAAAAUAAAAAAUGAUGUAUGUCGUA